GCAGGUCUUGCAUGAGCAAAGCAGGAAACGACACUGGAUCGACUGGACUGUUUUCAUAGCGCCGAAACUGCACGAGUGGGCUGUUUGUUUUGGGCGUUGAAAAAAAAACACGUGGGAGACUUAUACAUACAUAUAUAUAGAGAGACAGAGAGCCGUCUGAGGGCAUGGAGCGGCGCUCUUAACCUGUCCGUUAUGGAGAUGACAAACGAAAAUGCAGCUUGUCGGUUCCACGCGGUUGUAAUGGAGCCCGAAAGGCGUGUGAGGACAAAGUACCGCUCACUGCGGCGACAGGUGUGCCUCGUCCAGUCCAUUAGCGCGCUCUUCUGCUUCGGCUGCUGCCUGUUCACGCUCCUCUAUCACGCCUUCCCGCCGACCUUCAAGGAAAAUGAAACCAGUGAGGCACCGACAUUUGGGAUGCAGUACCAAGGCAAUGAAUUGAAUAGCAGAAAAGAAACGAUCCCGACACAAAGAAACACUUUCACUUCUUUCACUCGCUUGACAGUUAAAAACCACGUCAAGUUCACUAAAGAAAAGGGAUAUGUGCCAUGGAUGUACACACCAGAGUACCUGUCACCAGGCCAUACCAGAUACUUCAUCCUGGAAGACGAUAAUGAAUCUCUCAAAGUCCUUAACGAUGGAACGUACAAGAUUUCUCUUCAGAUCACAUACAGAAAUUUCAGUGAAGAGUCAGAGGAAAUAUCUCUGCAGCACGAUAUUCGUCAUUAUACCGACGCAUACGGUAAAUACCUGCCGCUGCUCACCCACUUGGAAGCAGUCAACCUCAAAAACUGGAGGAAAAGUCUGUUCUCUGAGGGUAUUUUUUCUCUUAAAUCUGGGGACAGACUCAAGGUAUGGUCGGAGAACCUGAAGCUCAUUGACGUUUCAGGGGUGAUUUCACAAAAAACAUCUUUUGUAGCAUAUCCUCAUUUUUGCACAUGAGAGUACAGCGAAUAUAAAAUCAAAAAAGGCCAUUUCUUCUGUAGCUGCGCACAAAGAUCAAAAGGGCUCCCGUGACAUAUCAUAUUCACCUGAGAUGACCUUAUCGUCUUAAACAGAUUCUUCUUCUGUCAACAGAAUGAUUUGAAUCUCAGAUGUAAUUUUGCUAUAAUCAAUAGCGGAAGUAUGCGCAGAAGAAAAGCCUUAUGAAAAAUACUGAGGUGCGGUAACGGUGUCGCAUGCUAAUACCAGGGCACUUUGACAUCAACUUUUGUACUGAAAACCAUUCCUUCCUGAAAGGUUUUUCAAGAACAUCACGUUACAUGUGCUUUUUGGUAUUUUCUUUUUGUAUGAGAAGACCGUUGUGCUUCACGGUCAUUGGCUUGGGUUUUUAAAAAGUUCAAUUUUUUAAGCAUCGCAACUACCGUAGAAUUGCACAGUUGUACUUUGGUUGCAUUGAAUUUGGUAAAAAAUAUAUAUAUAUAUAUAUAUAUAUAUAUAUAUAUAUAUAUAUAUAUAUAUAUAUAUAUAUAUAUAUAUAUAUAUAUAUAUAAAAAAAAAUUGUAUGCAUUCAAAUGCUGCAUAUUAUAAUAUUUAUACUACUGUAAUCUUAUUGUAUGCUUUUGUAUGUUUUCAUUGUCUGAUUAAGGUUCUGGGCUGUUAAUGCAAAGUUUCCAGGUUCAGUAACAUUACGGAGUGAAGUGAACGAUCAAUAUCAUGUAUUGCUCCGUUCCCUAGUGUGUUUUUGGGGUGCAUCGUGGGUGCUGUUAUUGUAAUUUGUAAGAUAGAAGUUAUUUUGUACCGAAAGGGUUUGCAAUGACCAAAUAUGACCUAAUUUGCAUUAAAGAUACUUUCAUGUAUUUGAAUACGUCUUCAUCAUGACAUUAUUCUUUGACCAUGACGAAUCAAUAAAUACUAUUACGUAAA
Messenger RNA from Puntigrus tetrazona (Sumatra barb), 1863 nucleotides. RefSeq lists its product as uncharacterized. Gene Ontology annotation, molecular function: tumor necrosis factor receptor binding. The transcript is spliced from 4 exons. Gene Ontology annotation, cellular component: membrane. NCBI's taxonomy places the organism in Eukaryota, Metazoa, Chordata, Actinopteri, Cypriniformes, Cyprinidae. The coding region runs from base 193 to 939 and encodes 248 amino acids. The record is from RefSeq and is a predicted model, not a curated record. Gene Ontology annotation, biological process: immune response.